AUGGCGCGACUUCGUUUCUUCUGUACAAACAACACGGCAGAAUAUGAAGCUUGCAUCAUGGGUCUGAACAUGGCAAUAAACCUAAAUGUGCAUGAACUGUUGGUGAUGGGAGAUUCAGAUUUGCUUAUUCGGCAGGCUCAAGGUGAUUGGGAGACUCGAGACAUCAAGCUCAUUCCAUAUAGACAGUGUAUGGAAGAUCUUAGCAAAAAGUUCAAGUCCAUCGAGUUCAGGUACAAUCCCAGGUUUCACAAUGAAUUAGCUGAUGCCUUGGCCACCCUGGCCUCAAUGCUUCCAUAUCCAGGUAAUACUCACAUUGACCCAUUAGAAAUUCAAAUUCAGGAUCAACAUGGUUAUUUCAAUACAAUUGAAGCAGAACUAGAUGGUGAACCAUGGUACCGUGAUAUUAAACCGUAUCUGAAAACAAGAGAAUAUCUGAAACAAGCUAAUAGGGAUUAA
Nicotiana attenuata is the source of this 456-nucleotide messenger RNA. RefSeq lists its product as uncharacterized. NCBI's taxonomy places the organism in Eukaryota, Viridiplantae, Streptophyta, Magnoliopsida, Solanales, Solanaceae. Bases 1 to 456 code for a protein of 151 amino acids. The transcript has a single exon. The record is from RefSeq and is a predicted model, not a curated record. Gene Ontology annotation, molecular function: RNA-DNA hybrid ribonuclease activity; nucleic acid binding.